AUGGGGGAUAUCGUUCCUGUUUCACAGACAAAGGAGAUCAAUGUUUCAUCAAUUCAAUGUCCAAUGCUGAAUUCGACUAACUAUACCGUGUGGGCAAUGAGAAUGAGAGUUCUUCUUAAAAUCCACAAGGUUUGGGAAGUCAUCGAAACAGAGACAACCGAAGGAGACAAGAAUGACAUGGCUAUGGGAUUAAUUUUUCAAUCAGUACCCGAAGCACUUGUUCUACAAGUCGGAGAAUUCAAAUCUGCAUAUAAAGUCUGGAACGCCAUCAAAGGACGACACGUCGGAGCAGAAAGAGUUAGAGAAGCACGGCUACAGACCUUAAUGGCAGAUUUCGAUCGUUUAAAGAUGAAGGACACCGAAACCAUUGAUGAUUUCAGUGGUAAACUAUCGGAAAUUUGCUCGAAAGCCGCUGCAUUAGGCACUAGUAUUGAAGAAUCAAAACUAGUUAAGAAGUUUCUUAAGAGUAUACCUCGGAAGAAGUAUAUACACAUCGUGGCAUCACUGGAACAAGUACUUGACUUGAACACAACGAGUUUUGAAGAUAUCGUUGGACGCCUCAAAGCAUACGAAGAACGUAUAUACGAAGAAGCUGAGGAAACUCAAGAAGAACAGAGCAAGUUAAUGUAUGCAAAUACAGAGACACAACAGAACCACAAUCAGAACAAUACGAAUAGAGGCAGGGGUCGUGGUGGACGCUUCAAUAACAGAGGAAGAGGACGCGGAAGAUCGUAUGACAGGUCAUAUGAGCCAAGAGACUUGUCAAAGAUCGUUUGCUAUCGGUGUGACAAAACCGGCCAUUAUGCCUCAAGUUGUCCAGACCGUCUACUUAAACUCCAGGAAACGCAAGAAAACGAAGAAGAAGAGGAUACACAAAAGGCAGAAUCUCUGUUAAUGCAUGAAGUUGUGUACCUUAACGAACAGAAUGUGAAACCAAAGGAGUUUGAGAUACGAUCAGAUAUGGAAUGGUACUUAGACAACGGCGCCAGCAACCAUAUGACAGGAAAUCGAGCCUGGUUCACUAAAAUCAACGAGAUGAUCACAGGGAAAGUACGAUUUGGCGAUGACUCACGUGUUGACAUCAAAGGAAAAGGUUCGAUACUGUUCAUAACAAAAAACGGUGAUAAGAAGAUACUAGCCGACGUCUAUUAUAUACCAAACCUCAAAAGCAACAUAAUAAGUCUAGGACAGGCUACUGAGAAGAUACUAGCCGACUCUCAGAUGUCUAUUAUCGGCAUUGAUGCCACAUUUUGA
Eutrema salsugineum is the source of this 1254-nucleotide messenger RNA. RefSeq lists its product as uncharacterized. The coding region runs from base 1 to 1254 and encodes 417 amino acids. The record is from RefSeq and is a predicted model, not a curated record. Lineage: Eukaryota; Viridiplantae; Streptophyta; Magnoliopsida; Brassicales; Brassicaceae. Gene Ontology annotation, molecular function: zinc ion binding; nucleic acid binding. The transcript has a single exon.